UGGAGUUUUGUGGCGGGAACCAGCAACUCAAAGCCCUAGAAUUCCUAUUUGCUGCUCCAUUGCCACCACCAUGUACUGGCUGUCAAGCAAAAACGUCGUCGUUUCAUUCCCUCGAUUCUGCUCUCUCGCUCUUCUUCUCCGUUCCCCUGCCUGCAAAUACACUUCAUUUCGUUCUUCUACACUUCUACUCCAACAGUUUGAGAAGAGCCGAUGUCUCAACGAAAGGAGGGUUUUGAAAGGAGCUGGAAGAAUGACAAAAAAUGUUAUAGGAUUGAAAAAUGAGCUAGAUGAAAAGGAUCUUUCUCACAUAAUGUGGUGGAAGGAGAGGAUGCAAAUGUGUAAAAAGCCGUCCACUGUCCACCUUGUUAAAAGGCUUAUAUAUUCCAAUUUGCUAGGAGUGGAUCCUAACUUGAAAAAUGGGAAUCUAAAAGAAGGAACACUGAACUGGGAGAUGUUGCAGUUCAAGUCAAAGUUUCCUCGUGAAGUUUUACUCUGCAGAGUAGGGGAUUUUUAUGAAGCCAUUGGAAUUGAUGCUUGUAUUCUUGUUGAAUAUGCUGGUUUGAAUCCUUUCGGUGGUUUGCGCUCAGACAGUAUACCAAGAGCUGGCUGCCCAGUCAUGAAUCUACGACAAACUUUGGAUGACCUGACACGUAGCGGGUAUUCAGUUUGCAUAGUGGAGGAAGUUCAGGGUCCAACUCAAGCUCGUUCUCGUAAAGGUCGUUUUAUCUCUGGGCAUGCGCAUCCGGGUAGUCCUUAUGUAUUUGGACUUGUUGGGGUUGAUCAUGAUCUUGAUUUUCCAGAACCAAUGCCUGUAGUUGGAAUUUCUCGUUCUGCGAAGGGUUAUUCUAUAAUUUUAGUCCUUGAGACUAUGAAGACGUUUUCAGUAGAGGAUGGUCUGACAGAAGAGGCUUUAGUUACCAAGCUUCGCACUUGUCACUACCAUCAUUUAUUGCUGCAUACAUCUCUGAGACGCAACUCCUCAGAUGCCUCAUGGAGUUUACAAUCAAAGUGGCACUUCAUAUGUAUGGGUUGUGGACCGAGUUCAGACAGCUUGACACUCGUAUCUUGCUCUAACUUGUUCUUUUUAAGUAUUCAGGCAUGCGCAUCCGGAACAAUGCCUGUAGUUGGAAUUUCUCGUUCUGCGAAGGGUUAUUCUAUAAUUUUAGUCCUUGAGACUAUGAAGACGUUUUCAGUAGAGGAUGGUCUGACAGAAGAGGCUUUAGUUACCAAGCUUCGCACUUGUCACUACCAUCAUUUAUUGCUGCAUACAUCUCUGAGACGCAACUCCUCAGGUACUUGUCGUUGGGGAGAAUUUGGUGAGGGAGGACUAUUAUGGGGAGAAUGUAGUGCUAGACACUUUGAAUGGUUUGAAGGGGAUCCUGUAUCUCAACUUUUGUUUAAGGUGAAGGAGCUCUAUGGUUUUGAUGAUCAAGUUACAUUUAGAAAUGUCACUGUGUCUGCAGAGAAAAGACCCCGUUCUUUACACCUCGGCACAGCUACACAAAUUGGUGCCAUACCAACAGAGGGCAUACCGUGUUUGUUAAAGGUGUUGCUUCCAUCAAAUUGCACUGGUCUACCUCUUUUGUAUGUUAGAGAUCUUCUUCUCAACCCUCCUGCUUAUGAGAUUGCAUCCAUAAUUCAAGCAACAUGCAGACUCAUGAACAAUGUAACGUGCUCGAUUCCUGAGUUUACUUGUGUUUCCCCUGCAAAGCUUGUGAAGCUACUUGAGCUUAGGGAGGCUAAUCAUAUUGAGUUCUGCAGAAUAAAAAGUGUACUUGAUGAAAUAUUGCAGAUGCAUAGAAACUCUGAUCUUAACAAAAUCCUUAAAUUAUUGAUGGAUCCUACCUGGGUGGCAACUGGAUUGAAGAUUGACUUUGACACAUUGGUGAACGAAUGUGAAUGGAUUUCAGCUAGAAUUGGUAAAAUGAUCUUUCUUGAUGGUGAAAAUGAUCAAAAGAUAAGUUACCAUCCUAUCAUUCCAAAUGACUUUUUUGAGGACAUGGAAUCUCCUUGGAAGGGUCGUGUGAAGAGGAUCCAUGUAGAAGAAGCAUUUGCUGAAGUGGAAAGAGCAGCUGAGGCAUUAUCUUUAGCCAUCUCCGAAGAUUUUCUACCUAUUAUUUCAAGAAUAAAAGCUACCACAGCCCCACUUGGAGGUCCAAAAGGAGAAGUUGUAUAUGCUCGAGAGCAUGAAGCUGUUUGGUUCAAGGGAAAACGUUUUGCACCAGUUGCAUGGGCAGGUACUCCAGGGGAAGAACAAAUUAAGCAGCUUAGACCUGCUAUAGAUUCAAAAGGUAGAAAGGUCGGAUUGGAAUGGUUUACCACAGUGAAGGUGGAGGAUGCACUAACAAGGUACCAUGAGGCUGGGGACAAGGCAAAAGCAAGGGUCUUGGAAUUGUUGAGGGGACUUUCUGCGGAGUUACAAACUAAAAUUAACAUCCUUAUCUUUGCUUCCAUGUUGCUUGUCAUUGCAAAGGCAUUAUUUGCUCAUGUGAGUGAAGGGAGAAGAAGGAAAUGGGUUUUCCCCUCUCUUGUAGAGUUGCAUAGGUCUAAGGACAUGGAACCUCUGGAUGGAGCUAAUUGGAUGAAGAUAACUGGUUUAUCACCAUAUUGGUUGGACGUGGCACAAGGCAGUGCUGUGCAUAAUACAGUUGAUAUGAAAUCAUUGUUUCUUUUGACAGGACCUAAUGGGGGUGGUAAAUCAAGUUUGCUUCGAUCAAUUUGUGCAGCCGCAUUACUUGGAAUAUGUGGAUUUAUGGUGCCUGCAGAAUCGGCCUUGAUUCCUCAUUUUGAUUCUAUUAUGCUUCACAUGAAAUCUUAUGAUAGCCCAGCUGAUGGAAAAAGUUCAUUUCAGAUUGAAAUGUCAGAGAUGCGAUCUAUAAUCACUGGAGCCACUUCAAGAAGCCUGGUGCUGAUAGAUGAAAUCUGCCGAGGAACAGAAACAGCAAAGGGGACAUGUAUUGCUGGUAGCAUAGUUGAAACUCUUGAUAAGAUUGGUUGUCUGGGUAUUGUAUCCACCCACUUGCAUGGUAUAUUUACCUUGGGACUGAAUACUAAGAAUGCUAUUUGUAAAGCAAUGGGAACUGAAUAUGUUGAUGGCAAAACAAAACCGACCUGGAAGCUGAUAGAUGGAAUCUGUAGAGAAAGCCUUGCCUUUGAAACAGCUCAGAAGGAGGGAAUUCCUGAAACAAUUAUCCGAAGAGCAGAAGAGCUGUAUCUUUCAAUCUAUUCAAAAGACUUGUUACCAGGAAGAAAUGAAACAGAACUGGAACAUUUUUGUCUUGAUACAACUGUAAAUACUUCAGGUGAAGUCUAUAAUCAAUUAAGUAGAAUUACAGGGGGAACUAUUUGUCCUAAAAUUGAGUCAACAAAUGAAAUGGAAGUCUUACAUAAGAAAGUUGAGAGUGCAGUCACCAUUCUUUGCCAAAAGAAGCUGAAGGAGCUCUAUAAGCAGAAUAACACGUCAAAACUUCCAGGGAUAAACUGUGUGGCCAUUUUGCCAGGGGAACAGCCACCGCCAUCAACAAUUGGUGCUUCAAGUGUGUAUGUGUUGUUUAGCACUGAUAAGAAACUUUAUGUUGGAGAGACAGAUGAUCUUGAAGGCAGAGUCCGUGCGCAUCGAUCAAAGGAAGGAAUGCAGAAGGCCUCGUUCCUUUAUUUUGUGGUCCCAGGGAAGAGCUUGGCAUGCCAACUCGAAACGCUUCUCAUCAACCAGCUGCCUGUCCAGGGGUUCCAAUUGGUCAAUAGAGCUGAUGGUAAACACCGAAAUUUUGGCACAUCGGAUCACUCCAUGGAAGUUGUGACCUUGCAUCAAUGAGCCUGCGCUCCUUGCCACCCAUUUUGUAGAAUGGUUCCAUCUUUGAAAUAUGUACUUGAAUGACAAAAACCAGAUGAAAGUGGCUGCAGCAAUUUUGGUUUUUUGGAUGUCUGUUGCUCCACUUGCAUUAGUAUUAUCUACCUGAUGAAAUAUGCAUUUAUAUUGCGUGCUCUACAGUUUCUCUCUA
Molecule: messenger RNA, 4001 nt
Organism: Vitis riparia (riverbank grape)
Lineage: Eukaryota; Viridiplantae; Streptophyta; Magnoliopsida; Vitales; Vitaceae
Product: DNA mismatch repair protein MSH1, mitochondrial
Exons: 26
Coding region: 71-3814 (1247 amino acids)
Biological process (GO): mismatch repair
Cellular component (GO): nucleus
Molecular function (GO): mismatched DNA binding; ATP-dependent DNA damage sensor activity; ATP binding
Source: RefSeq, a predicted model, not a curated record